Molecule: messenger RNA, 542 nt
Organism: Notodromas monacha
Lineage: Eukaryota; Metazoa; Arthropoda; Ostracoda; Podocopida; Cyprididae
Source: the annotation of a GenBank genome assembly
UUAAUUUUGCUUUUGAUUUCAGGAAUCGAGACAGUGUCGUAAUUUGAAAAAACUUUCAUCAAUAGUUUGCCUGGAAUUUUUUAGCUCGUUUUUCCGCAAUGCGUGCGUUUCUCCUGAAAUUGAACUACGGUCUCCAAGACCUUUCAUACAUGGAGUUGAACGGACGUGGGGCGAAAGGCGGUGGCUCAAGAAGAUGCGGUGCAAAUCCGAGUCAAAUGCUGAAGGUUUCGUGUUAUUUUGAAAAGUUUGAAAACAAGUGUGUUGCAGAGGGGAUGCAGUUUCGACUACAUGUUCACAAAGAGAAAAAUGGGGUGAAACUUGGUCCGGUUUGUUCCAAGCAGUCCAGAUUGGAGUUGAUUUUCUCCAUCUAUCAGUGCCCAAGCGAGGACUUCAUACUAACUGUGGUUGGAACUGUGAAGCAACGCUUCGGGCUGUAUCUACUCGUCAACAAUAACGUUUUGCGACUUGAUAAAAAAUUCAUGUGUAUUCUGAGACAUGGGGACAUCAUCCAAGGAUUUUUCUUCAAAAUUCACCCGGUGUGA